Molecule: messenger RNA, 1731 nt
Organism: Saimiri boliviensis boliviensis (Bolivian squirrel monkey)
Lineage: Eukaryota; Metazoa; Chordata; Mammalia; Primates; Cebidae
Source: RefSeq, a predicted model, not a curated record
CACAGCGAGACUCCAUUUCAAUUUAAUAAAUAAAUAAGGAAGAGGGCGGCAGUUGCUGCUCAAAGCACGGGCGAGAAGGCUGGGCCUGGAAGUGUUUCCCUGGUGGGGUCCCGGCCAAGGGGGGACAGGCAGAACCCUGGGUCCACCAUCUCCGGGAACCCUUUGUGUGCUCAUCACCUAGCAACAGGAUGCAGCCUCCCCUGGCCCUGGAAGGCCAGCCAGGUGCCAGCAUGCCCUAAGACGGCGGGUGCCCCUCGCGGAGGGGAGUGACCGCGGCCACCGCCCAUGUGCAUCGUCUGCUUCGUGAAGGCGCUGGUGCACGUAUUCAAGAUCUACCUGACCGCCAGCUACACCUACACCUUCCGCGGCUGCCCGGUGGACUUCCGCUGGGAUGACAGGCGCGCGGCUGGCCGUAGCAGCAGCCACCGGGCGCUGACCUGUGCGGGCGCCGCUGCGGGCGUGUGGCUGCUGCGGGACGCGGCGCUGGGCGGGGAGGCACCGGGGCGGCCUCCGCGCGGAGCGCGCAGCCAGGCGCAGUGCCUCCUGCAGCAGCUCCGCGAGCUGCCCGGCCAGCUCGCCAGCUACGCGCUGGCCCACUCGCUGGGCCGCUGGCUCGUGUACCCCGGCUCCGUGUCCCUGAUGACGCGCGCGCUGCUGCCGCUGCUGCAGCAGGGCCAGGAGCGCCUCGUGGAGCGCUACCACGGCCGGCGCGCCAAGCUGGUGGCCUGCGACGGCAACGAGAUCGAUACUAUGUUCAUGGACCGCCGCCAGGAGCCCGGCAGCCACGGGCACGGGCUGCGCCUGGUCAUCUGCUGCGAGGGCAACGCCGGCUUCUACGAGAUGGGCUGCCUGUCUGCGCCGCUCGAGGCCGGCUACUCCGUGCUGGGCUGGAACCACCCUGGCUUCGGCAGCAGCACGGGCGUGCCCUUCCCGCAGCACGACGCCAAUGCCAUGGACGUGGUCGUCAAGUACGCGCUGCACCGUCUGCGCUUCUCGCCCGCGCACGUGGUGGUCUACGGCUGGUCCGUCGGCGGCUUCACGGCCACCUGGGCCACCAUGACCUACCCAGAGCUGGGCGCACUGGUGCUGGACGCCACCUUCGACGACCUCGUGCCGCUGGCGCUGAAGGUCAUGCCGCACAGCUGGAAGGGGCUGGUGGUGCGCACCGUGCGCGAGCACUUCAACCUCAACGUGGCGGAGCAGCUGUGCUGCUACCCCGGGCCGGUGCUGCUGCUCCGACGCACGCAGGACGACGUGGUCAGCACCUCGGGCCGCCUGCGGCCCCUGCAACCUGGCGACGUGGAAGGCAACCGCGGAAAUGAGCUGCUGCUGCGCCUGCUGCAGCAGCGCUACCCCGCCCUGAUGGCGGGAGGGGGCCAGGCCGUCGUCACGCGCUGGCUGCGCGCUGGCAGCCUGGCGCAGGAGGCUGCCUUCUAUGCACGCUACCGCGUGGACGAGGAGCAGUGCCUGGCGCUACUGCGCUCCUACCGUGCAUGCUGCGAAGAAAAGCUGGAGGGCGAGGAGGCCCGGGGGCCGCACGGACCCGGCUUUCCAUGGCUGGUGGGUCAGGGCCUGAGGUCAAGGCGGCGGCGGCAGCUGGCACUGUUCCUGGCUCGGAAGCACCUCAAGAAUGUGGAGGCGACUCACUGCAGCCCUCUGGAGCCUGAGGACUUUCAGUUGCCCUGGGGGUUGUGACCUAUGUCCCUGUGGGGGAUCAUACACUGAAACACC